CAUCGAAGCAAGCCCCUAGGUACGCGACAUCUUCAAAGCUUCAAGCAGCAUCAUCCCAACUGCUUUCACCAUCUUUCUACUUGAUCUUUCUCCCAAGUACUGACCCGGCACUCUCCCUUCUCCUCCUCCUCUUCUCUCACUAGUCACUUGGGAUGUGUAGCUGAUGACCUGGCAAGAUAGCGAGCUUCGUGUAGUAGCAGCAUACCCCCUUUGACACUUGUCCUUCACUACAGCCUCUGCACCUCCCCCUCGUUCAUCCCAGUCUUGUUCAUGCAGGCUGGAUCUGCUACCUCUCUCGCUUCCCGCUUUGCUUGUUGAAGGAUUGACGGACGUUGAGAACGGGGUAGGACUGGACGUGUCUGUCCACCGAGAUCCCUUCGAUGGCGCACAACUACGAUGUCGGCACGAAGGCAUGGCAGCCUGAUGCAAAGGAGGGAUGGGUGGCAUCAGAAGUUAUCUCCAAGACUGCCGAUGGGGACAAGUUGACCCUGGUUUUCAGCCUUGCAAAUGGCGAGACCAAGACGAUCGAAACGACCGCAGAGGCUCUUGCCAUUGACAACAACCCGGAUCUUCCACCCUUGAUGAAUCCGACAAUGCUCGAAGCUAGUGACGACUUGACGAAUUUAUCACAUCUGAACGAGCCGGCCGUUCUCCAAGCCAUCCGGUUACGGUAUUCACAGAAGGAGAUAUAUACAUAUAGUGGUAUUGUCCUGAUAGCCACGAAUCCCUUCGCUCGAGUCGAUUCUUUAUAUGUCCCUGGUAUGGUACAAGUGUAUGCAGGGAAGCAUAGGGCAACACAAGCCCCGCAUCUAUUUGCAAUUGCUGAGGAGGCCUUUGCCGAUAUGUUACGGAGCGGAAAGAACCAAACGAUCGUUGUAUCAGGAGAAUCCGGAGCUGGGAAGACAGUCAGCGCGAAGUACAUCAUGAGAUACUUUGCGACAAGAGAAUCUCCAGACCAGCCCGGGUCAAAGAUGAAAAGAGGGACAGAAACAAUGAGUGAAACGGAAGAGCAAAUCCUUGCUACGAACCCCAUCAUGGAAGCAUUUGGUAAUGCAAAGACGACCCGAAACGAUAACUCAUCUCGUUUUGGAAAGUAUAUCGAGAUCAUGUUCGACGACAAGACAAGCAUCAUUGGGGCUAAGAUCCGCACAUAUCUGCUGGAACGUUCAAGACUUGUCUUCCAGCCGCUCAAGGAGCGCAACUAUCAUGUCUUCUACCAGUUGGUUGCAGGUGCCUCGGAGAGUGAGCGACAAGAGCUGCAGCUGUUACCCGCGGACCAAUUCGACUAUCUGAAUCAAGGGAGCUCCCCAACCAUCGAUGGUGUGGAUGACAAGGCGGAAUUCGAAGCUUUGAAGAAGUCCUUGACAACUAUUGGUGUGGACAAUAGUAAGCAAGCCGAGAUAUUCAAGCUGCUUGCCGCUUUACUUCAUCUUGGAAAUGUCAAAAUCACAGCCUCGAGAACGGAUUCCGUUUUAUCACCGACAGAACCCUCCCUGGAAAAAGCUGCGGCAAUACUAGGUGUUGACCCGGUAGAAUUUGCAAAAUGGAUUGUCAAGAAACAGUUGAUCACCAGAGGGGAAAAGAUCACUUCAAAUUUGACCCAGCAGCAAGCAAUUGUCGUGCGAGACUCCGUCGCGAAAUUCAUCUACUCGAGCCUCUUUGAUUGGUUGGUCGAGAGCAUCAAUCAUGCACUUGCCACAGACGAAGUCCUCAGCCGUGUGAAAUCCUUCAUUGGGGUCCUGGAUAUCUACGGAUUUGAGCACUUUGCUAAAAACUCCUUCGAACAAUUUUGCAUUAACUAUGCCAAUGAAAAACUCCAACAGGAGUUUAAUGCGCACGUCUUUAAACUAGAGCAGGAGGAAUAUCUCAAAGAGCAGAUCGACUGGACAUUCAUCGACUUCUCAGAUAACCAGCCUUGUAUAGAUCUGAUAGAAGGGAAGCUCGGUAUAUUGUCUUUGCUGGAUGAAGAAUCGAGGCUGCCCAUGGGUUCUGAUGAGCAAUUCGUCACGAAGUUACAUCACAACUACGCCGCCGACAAGAAUAAGUUUUACAAGAAGCCGCGCUUUGGCAAGUCGGCUUUUACAGUUUGUCAUUACGCCAUUGACGUUACCUACGAAUCUGAUGGAUUUAUCGACAAGAACCGUGACACGGUUCCCGACGAGCACAUGGCGGUUUUGAGAGCUUCGACGAACAAGUUCUUAGGACAAGUCCUGGACGCUGCGUCCGCUGUUAGAGAGAAGGACAGUGCAUCCGCUUCGUCGGCUUCGGUGAAGCCUGCCGCCGGCCGUCGAAUCGGCGUUGCUGUGAACCGCAAACCUACCCUUGGCGGCAUCUUCAAGUCUUCUCUUAUUGAACUCAUGAACACCAUUAACAACACAGACGUCCAUUACAUUAGAUGCAUCAAGCCCAACGAAGGCAAGGAAGCUUGGGUAUUUGAAGGCCCUAUGGUCCUGAGCCAGCUGCGGGCUUGUGGUGUGCUUGAGACGGUGAGAAUCAGUUGUGCUGGAUACCCAACAAGAUGGACAUAUGAGGAAUUUGCACUGCGAUACUACAUGCUGGUACCUUCGUCGACAUGGACUUCCGAAAUUCGGGCUAUGGCGAACCAGAUACUCACAAGGGCCCUUGGAACCAGUACCGGUCAGGGUCUUGACAAGUACCAACUCGGACUGACCAAGAUCUUCUUCCGUGCUGGUAUGUUGGCAUUCUUGGAGAAUCUUCGAACAAAUCGCCUCAAUGACUGCGCGAUAAUGAUCCAGAAGAACCUAAAAGCCAAGUAUUACCGGCGCAAGUACCUCGAGGCACGAAACUCCAUAUUAGUCUUCCAAUCCUUGAUAAGGGGUCACCUGUCUAGAAAGUUUGCUCAAGAGACCCGGAAAGUCAAAGCUGCAACCACAAUCCAAAGAGUAUGGCGUGGCCAGAAGCAGCGCAAGAGCUAUAAUGCCAUCCGCAACAACGUUAUACAAGCCCAAGCUGCGGCUAAAGGUUUCCUGCGCAGACGGCAGAUCUUAGACACCCGUCUUGGAAACGCUGCAGUAAUAAUCCAGCGAGCAUGGCGCUCAAGACGACAGAUGCGGAGUUGGAGACAGUAUAGGAGAAAGGUUGUCAUCAUCCAGAGCUUGUGGAGAGGCAAGCGUGCCCGCCGCGGAUACAAAAAGGUUCGGGAGGAAGCACGUGAUCUCAAACAAAUCUCCUACAAGUUGGAGAACAAGGUGGUCGAGCUCACCCAAUCUCUUGGUACGAUAAAGAGAGAAAACAAGACUCUGGUCAGUCAAGUGGAGAACUACGAGAACCAGAUCAAAUCGUGGAAGAAUAGACAUAACGCAUUGGAAACUCGGUCUAAGGAGCUGCAGAGUGAGGCAAACCAGGCCGGUAUCACUGCAGCGCGUCUCUCAGCAAUGGAGGACGAAAUGAAGAAACUGCAGCAGAACUUUGAAGAAGCAGCGGCCAAUAUCAAGCGUAUGCAAGAAGAGGAGAAAGAGCUACGGGAGUCCCUAAGAAUAUCCAAACUUGAGCUCGAGAACACCCAGCGGGCUAGUGUUGUCCACGAGUCGGAGAAGAUGACUCUCAAGCAGCAGCUUGCGGAAUUGCAAGAUCAGCUUGAGCUGGCCAAGCGAGUUGCACCUGCUAUGCCGACUAAUGGCGAGCUGACGAAUGGAGCUGCUGCCCAGCCGCCAUCGAAUGGCCUGAUCAAUUUGGUCUCCUCAAAGAAGCCAAAAAGGCGCAGUGCCGGGAUUGAGGCCCGCGAUCUUGAUCGAUUCAGUGGGGCUUAUAACCCUCGCCCUGUCUCCAUGGCUGUUACUUCGAGUACUCUCCAUCGCCAAAACCUUUCGGGCUCGCCCUUGAUGCCGGGUGUCGAUAAUAUCGAAUUUGAGCUUGAGAAUCUUCUUGCCGAUGAGGACGGUCUGAAUGAUGAGGUUACCAUGGGUUUGAUUCGCAACCUUAAGAUCCCAAUUCCAACGACAACCCCACCGCCAACCGAUAAAGAAGUUCUCUUCCCAUCAUAUCUGAUCAACCUGGUCACCUCGGAAAUGUGGAACAAUGGGUUUGUGAAGGAAUCGGAGAGAUUCCUAGCCAACGUCAUGCAAUCAAUUCAACAGGAAGUCAUGCAGCAUGAUGGUGAUGAGGCCGUCAACCCAGGCGCUUUCUGGUUGUCUAAUGUGCACGAAAUGCUCUCCUUUGUGUUCCUUGCCGAAGACUGGUAUGAGGCACAAAAGACUGAUAACUACGAAUACGAUCGUCUUCUCGAGAUUGUCAAACAUGAUCUUGAGAGCCUGGAGUUCAACAUCUAUCACACCUGGAUGAAGGUUCUCAAGAGAAAACUCCACAAGAUGAUUAUCCCUGCCAUUAUCGAGUCUCAAUCCCUGCCUGGUUUCGUCACGAACGAGAGCAACCGUUUCCUGGGCAAAUUACUUCAGUCCAACUCUGCACCAGCUUACAGCAUGGACAAUUUGUUGAGUCUCCUCAACAGUGUCUUCAAGGCAAUGAAAGCCUACUACCUUGAGGAUUCGAUCAUCACCCAGACGGUGACUGAGCUGCUGAGAUUGGUUGGUGUUACUGCUUUCAACGAUCUUCUGAUGCGAAGGAACUUCCUCUCCUGGAAACGUGGACUUCAAAUCAACUACAACAUCACCCGUAUCGAGGAGUGGUGCAAGAGCCACGAUAUGCCAGAAGGGACCCUUCAGCUUGAACAUCUAAUGCAAGCAACCAAGCUACUGCAGCUGAAGAAGGCAACACUGAAUGAUAUUGAGAUAAUCCAAGAUAUCUGCUGGAUGCUGUCUCCGAACCAAAUCCAGAAGCUGUUGAACCAGUAUCUUGUUGCCGAUUAUGAGCAGCCGAUCAACGGCGAAAUUAUGAAAGCCGUCGCUUCUCGAGUCACCGAGAAGAGCGAUGUCCUCCUUCUUGCCGCUGUGGACAUGGAUGAUAGCGGACCUUAUGAGAUCGCCGAGCCCCGUGUAAUCACGGCCCUUGAAACUUAUACCCCAUCUUGGCUUCAAACCCCCCGCUUAAAACGACUCGCGGAGAUUGUAUCAGCGCAGGCUAUAGCGCAGCAAGAGAAGCUUGAAUAUCCGCAAGACGAUUCGAACGACCUUACCGAUAGCGAGCUGAAUGGCGCAUGAGCUACGAUUCUGAUAUAAUCUGGCGGGCCUUAUCCAGAAAGCACAUAUGUGCUCAUGCCACUUCACUUCUCUUGUACUAUUUCUCCACGAGCUGUUACCCAAGAUCUUCUGCCAUUGGCCCUCGCGGCCUUUUGUAUAGGGCAGGAUUAUGUUAGUCCCACCAUUUUAACUGUUAUUGUAUGUUGUGUGAUUUGUUGGAAUGGUUGCCCAAUAGGACAUUUGGUGCAUCUUGUAGACAUUUGCAAUGGGCGUUGAAGCUUUUAAGGAUAUCGGUAAAGAACGAGCAUUUUUCACUUCGUUCGGAGGCGAGGAACUCAGGAGCGUGGAUCAGACAAAACAGACGCCAAGACCCUGACGACCUAAUGAAUCAGAAUUUCUGCUGUUAAAGCUACGCUG
Molecule: messenger RNA, 5513 nt
Organism: Amorphotheca resinae ATCC 22711
Lineage: Eukaryota; Fungi; Ascomycota; Leotiomycetes; Helotiales; Amorphothecaceae
Exons: 7
Coding region: 381-5117 (1578 amino acids)
Biological process (GO): vesicle transport along actin filament; actin filament organization
Cellular component (GO): cytoplasm; myosin complex; vesicle
Molecular function (GO): actin filament binding; microfilament motor activity; ATP binding
Source: RefSeq, a predicted model, not a curated record